AGAAAUACGAAGUACUUUCUUCUGUACAGCUGCAGCGCACGGCGGCAUCUCUCAUCAACAAGAAGCGUUCAACAACGAGAACCAUUCUAGCCUUUUCAUCCAAGCAGAACGGAAAAUGCCUCCCACGCGCCUCUCUUACCUGUUCGUAGCAGUCAUUGUGUUGUGGGCUUUAAUGACGUCGACGCUUCACGCGCAUGCAGCUCGCACGCAAGCCGAGUGUUUAGAUCUCGGUUUCGACAAGGAUGUGCUGCGCUGCACCUCUUGCGAGAAGCUGCUCAUGGUGACCCAAAGCACCGAGUUGCAGCAGGAGUGCUUAGGGUGUUGCGUUGCCAGCGACGACGACGCAGCCGCAGCAAACGCCAAGUACACCGCGGCACGCAUUGAGGGACGCAAUGUCUUUCAGAUGUUAGAGGCGUCGAGCAGGAGUCCCCUCAGCAUGUUUUACCGCACCUACAAGGAGCAGCCCUACUUUGAGCACCUUUCUUUUAACGACAAGUACUCUAUUCUGUAUCCGCAGAUCAUCCUCGUGGAUGACGAGGCAAAGGAUGCGGUGACGCUGCGCAUCUCGGGGUGGUCGCCGGAGACCCUGCAUAAGUUCCUCUCCAAGAAGAUUCAUGUGGACUAA
Molecule: messenger RNA, 625 nt
Organism: Leptomonas pyrrhocoris
Lineage: Eukaryota; Euglenozoa; Kinetoplastea; Trypanosomatida; Trypanosomatidae
Exons: 1
Coding region: 116-625 (169 amino acids)
Cellular component (GO): endoplasmic reticulum lumen
Molecular function (GO): oxidoreductase activity
Source: RefSeq, a predicted model, not a curated record